This is a messenger RNA of Myxocyprinus asiaticus (Chinese sucker), 1570 nucleotides long. RefSeq names its product cadherin-1-like. Bases 89 to 367 code for a protein of 92 amino acids. Lineage: Eukaryota; Metazoa; Chordata; Actinopteri; Cypriniformes; Catostomidae. The record is from RefSeq and is a predicted model, not a curated record. The transcript is spliced from 5 exons.
CUAGUAGACUUAUGUUUUGAGCCAUCUAUUGAGAGGAAGAAAAAAAAUAGAAAGUCUUAAAGAUUUUGAAUGACAUGGGAGUAAGUUAAUGAUGACAGACUUCUACAUUUUGGGACGGAAGAGAACAAAGAGAGUGUGGACUAUUCCUACUUACCCAUGUAUAUCUGAGAAUGACAAAGGUCCUCUCCCAAAAUUUGUGUUCCAGUUUAAGGCAAAAUUGGAUAAUGAUGCUGAUGCAGAAAUGUUGGAGGCAUAUCAGCCAUAUGUGGGCCUUUUUACUCUUGACCAAAAGUCAGGGAACCUCUGUGUGACUCGAUAUGAGGCCUCGCUCAUCAAGCACUUUCUCGACACUUCGGCUGGACCAUAAAUCUCACAAAUGCUCCAGUCUGAAUGACAUGUUCUUAUUCAUCUCACAAUAUCAUCUCUAAGCCUACCAGUUUUUAUCGUAAAAAGUACACACCUGGUCAAAACUCUGGACACACCUGACUGAAUUUAUGUUUCUCAUGAUCUUAAAAAUCUUUUGAUCUAAAGGCUUGAACACUUAACCUCAUGCGACCUGCGUCCACAUGCGUGGACAUUUUGGCUUCGCUAUAGGCUAUAUAUAAUUGCAUUUUAUUUCAACUGACUGGUCUCCGUUCAGGAGACUCUAGGCUGUCAUUAAAGCGUUAAACUUUCGAUGCACCGAGUCAUGUGACAAAACAGCAUGGCGCCGAUUGCAGCUGAGUUUGUCUUUGGGCGAAACAGCAACAAAACUCCAUCUGGGAACAAACCUCAUUAAGUUUUUACAUUAAAACCUGUUUAAGUCAAAAGAUAGUCUAGUUUCAUCCGAUAUGCCAUUUUAUAAUUUCAUUGAUUUAUCGCAAAACGCCACGCUGUUAAACACAAUGACCACGUACGUGGACUAUAGGCUAAUUUUUCUUAAAAUAUCCUAUAUUAACUGUUCAUUAUCACAUUGAGAAUCAUUGGAUGCAUCCAGAAGCUGGAAAAUAUUGCUUUCAGAGGCUUUAUAUGGAGUUAGGAUGAAAAUAAGGUGUAUUUCAAACUGUUCUGAGACCAGUGCAGACAGACAGCACACUGGAGGUUAAGUCUUUCACUAAUUAGGGAGCAAGGGAGCAUCCUAUAGCUCUCUAUUCAGCCAAGUGCAUUCACUAUUCCUUAAAGGAGCAAACUUUUGUUAAAUCAAUACUACAAAAGACUAAAAGAAUGGAAUAUGUUAAGGACACAGGAAAAACCUAUAAACAAUAUUCAUAAAAGAAUCGAAGAUGUGUGCAUCUGUAUUUUUAUUAAGGGGAAAACUGCUACAAAUACACUGUGUAAGUAUCUUAUUAAACUUCAGUCAGUAUUUCGGCUUAAAAUGCACACCAUCAGUAACAUCUGAACGAUCAGCAUUGUUAUUACUGUUAUCUCAUUAUUCGUAGUCAAGAAUGCAUAAUUACAUUGAGCGAACACACAAAUGCUGGCCGUACAGCCACUGGAUCAUUGAUGGAGGCUCCUGAGAAGUGCUGCUGAGUUUAACAACCAAAGAUCCAGCAUUAGCCUCAGUGACCCCCACGCCCCCCCAACCCCACCC